This is a messenger RNA of Drosophila nasuta, 2353 nucleotides long. RefSeq lists its product as uncharacterized. The coding region runs from base 106 to 690 and encodes 194 amino acids. The record is from RefSeq and is a predicted model, not a curated record. The transcript has a single exon. NCBI's taxonomy places the organism in Eukaryota, Metazoa, Arthropoda, Insecta, Diptera, Drosophilidae.
UAAUUCUUUCGAGACAGACACACGUUUUGGCACUGAAAGAAAUUGUAUCAUAUAAGUAGCUCAAUUUGGCAGCGUUAAACUGAAAAUAGAUAGAUAAGUGUAAAUAUGGUUAAGGGUAACAAUGGAACCAAAAUGAUGGUUAAUCGCGUAAUGGAGCUGCUAAAUGCUAAGAUCGCACGUGCCCAGACUAGACACGUUGCCAAGCGGAUGCCUGUGGCAAGUCUGAAUAGUCCCUACAUGGAUAUCAACGCAAUGCAGCGUGAACGCCAGAAGUGCCAAGCAUAUGAUGCUAGUAAACGACUCUCUAUGUGGGAACAGAAGCAAGAUCAAGGAAAUGAGGUGCAGGUCGGAGCUCGACUCGAUCAGUCACAUUACAAACACAGUGGACUUAAAAAGCGCAUCUACGAUUGCACUUGGGUUGAUUUUCCAGUAAGACAACAAACUAAGCCUCAGCCAAUUUUUAUUCUCGAUGAACACAUUCCUGUCAGACGUAGGAAUUGUGAAAACCGCCCGGAAACUGCAAAACCAUGCGACGCUGAGGCUUCAGACUUCCUGAAGCAAAUGUACAGUUCCGGCACUCAGAAGAAUCGUAACCCACAUCCCGAUUGCUUAAAUUCCAAUCCAAAAGCUAUACAAAAGAACUUCUGCGAAAAGAGGCUCAGCCCAAGACAAUCGCGUUUCUAUAACUGAUGCCUAAAAUUUAUAGUAGUUUUUAAGUAAACUUUACAUUGCAUUGCAUUGGACAAAAUUGGAUAUUCUUUUGUUCACCAGAAUUCAUAGAUUUUGCUUUUCAGCGAAUGUUCUUUUAAAUUUUACUCGUAUUUUGAAUUUGGAUUAUAAUUGAAUAUAUUGAAGUGCAAAGAAAUUAAUGCAUAAAGAAUAUAUAUUAAAGGAAAAUAAUUAAUAAAAUAUUUGUAUUACACUAUAAAAUCCUAUAAGUACUCGUAUACCAUCCUUACCGUAUUUAAUUUAUAUAUAAUUAGUUUUUCGAAAACACGAAACGUAUAAAUCUAAAGAAAGUUGAUAGUCUUUAAGUUUGAAAGCUUCACCGGUCCGAAAAAAAUAUUUAAAUAUACAAAAUUAACAUACUAAAAAUACAUGCAAAUUAUACAAUAUAACAGAAAAUAUUUCUGACUGCCUACCAAAGCAAUUAAGACUUAUUCAAAUUUUUCGAAAUAAGGGGCCUGAAAUAAAAAAAAUCGAAUAUAAAGUAAAUUUGAUUCAAAUAUUUUGAAUAUUUAUAAUAUAAUAAUAUAUUAAUAAUAUAUUAACUGCCAGUCGGUGACUCAUUAGAGUAUUUCAAGCUGUAUUCGCGACACUGAACAAGCAUACACUAUAUUUGUAUAUACAUAUUAAGUUUCCCAAAAAUAUGAAAUCAAGUAUGCCGUAAUUUAUUUGACAUCUCAACAUAACGAAUUAUUGGGACGACAGAAUUUACUUUUAAUAAUUUUUUCAAGACAGACACACUUUUCGGAAUCGUCGGCAAAGUUAUAAAAUACAAUUUAUAAAUUUCAUUUAGAGGUGGCUUUUUUUUUCGAUGUUAUAGAGAAACAGAUCAACAAAAAAAUGGUUAAAGUUAACAACGGAACCAAAAUGAUGGUUAAUCGCGCCAUUGAAUUGCUGAAUGCGAAGAUUGCUCACGCCCAAACUCGACAUAUUGCCAAGCGGAUGCCUAUUGCACGCCUUAAUCCAUGCAACUUGGAUCACAAUGUGAUGAGACGUGAGCGCCAGAAGUGUGAGAAAUAUGAUAAAAGUAAACGACUCUCCAUGUGGGAACAGAACAAGGCCGAAACUAAUGAGACUCUGGAUGCAGUACGUCUCGAUCAAUCGCACUACAAACACUGCCAAGUUAAAGAUCGCAGUUAUGAUUGCACUUGGGUCGAUUUCCCUCCCAAGAGAACCAUCCAAACCUCAACCUGUUCUUAUUGUAGAGGAGCACAUUCCUUACAAUCGUCGGAAGAGUGGACACCGGCCAGAAACAGCGAAACCUUGGGAUGCUGAAUCUUCCGACUUUUUAAAGCAAUGGGACGGCGAAAACGUAGAGAUUAACCGAAACAGAUAUUCCAAAUCAGUGAAUUCCAAUCCCUCGGCUAUAGAAAAACACUUCUCCGAGGUAAAAAUUGGCCGAAAACAAUUUCAUUAUUGACUAAUUAUUGAAACUAGUGUCCCAAAAAAUUGUACUUAAAUUUGACUACAUACGUAUAUGGAUUAAGUGAAAAAUCAGAUCAAGUCCGCCUCAAGGAUUAGAUAUAUAAUAAAAACAUUCGGGUCAAAAUAAGAUUAAAACGCAACGAAAUUUAUCUAAUCUUCGUAUUGUUUUGAAAAUACAAUAAAGUUUCUAUUUUUUAAUAUA